AGCAAGCCAAGCCAACGAAGCGUCCAUAAAUUUGCGUGUUGUAUGGUCGUGUGGUUCUGUGUGAGUAGAUGAGAACCGUAGUAAGUAAUUAUCGCAUGGUUCUGCGUGCCUGACGUCCCGCUAUUACCAGGAACUUAGUCGUGUUGCAUCUUUGCAACGGUACCAUGUCUAUCAUGACCCGCGAGAAGAAGGUAAAAAGAGUGAAAACUCAGAACGAUGUGUCGAGUCCGCAACCGAAUUUGAAUGUGGACUUCUUCCAAGUAGAGGAACAAGAGGCCAGAGACAGAGAUUCAAAGGAAGAUGAAUCCCUCUUCAAAGAAACCUGUGCUGAGAUACAGAAAAACAUAAAACGCAUACAUGAGCUGAAGAAGCGAGGAAAAGCUCAGGCGGAAGUAGACGACUUGCGUGUGCGGACGGCAUUCCUGUUUUUACAGCUGAAAAAAAUUAACCGCCUUGACAAGCAUCGACUGAAGGCUGCCCGUGAUGCUGUUUGUGAGAAGAAACAAAAGGUUGACAACUUCCACUUACAACUUCAGAACCUGACUUAUGAGGUGAUGCAUCUGCAGAAAGAGGUCACAAAAUGCAUGGAGUUUAGAUCAAAAGAUGAAGAAAUAGACUUGGUUCCGGUAGAACAGUUCUGCAAAGAAACAGGGCAGUCUGUAGAAGACACUCACCAGUUGACACUGGCACGCUUGAACUGGGAGCUUCAGCAGCGUAAACAGCUUUCUAAAAAGUUGGAGGAGCUGGAGUCCUGCAGGCAAGGAUUCUACAAAGAAAUUGAGAAGAAGAAGCAGUGCAUUUACAACCUGCAGCCUACCCUUCUGUCAAUUCUUGAGUCGACCCGACCGCUGCACCAGGAGCUAGGUCUUCCCCUGCAAGCACAGGCUGUGGAGCAUAGCCAGGCCCACGCCCUCCCCCGGCCACUCUAUGUUCUUUACGUACAGUGCCACGCGUACCGUCAUGCCCACGGUGACAUAUUCGAGGUUGCUGUUGAGGGUAGUAUUGAGGAAGCCCUGCCUGGCCUCCUUGAAGACAAGCGAGAUGAAGACAGCCCUGGGGAAUCUGACCAAGAAGAGCCCGCCCCGGCGAAGCGCCACCAUCGGCGAUCGACGCGUGGCGCGUCUGGCAGGGCAAAACUUCUCAUGAAGCAUCCACUUGGUGCACGCCUCACGUUCCAGUGUCGUGGGCACACCUUGCAGCUUGUUUUCUGGUACGCGGUGCAGCUGCACAUUGUGACCGUUGAACUUCAUUUGCAAAGUCCCACGAACAGUGCAAGCCCUGUACUGUGCGCAACCUCAUUACUGGACAAUCUACUGGAUGAGGUGGACACAGGCUCCAGUUCUCCCAAUCCGGCCAAUCACUUUCAGUUGCAGAAACAUGGUGUGUCACGAGGCUUUGAGGAGCUGGGCAAGGCGUACAUGUGGGCACAGCGACUGGCCGGGCUUGACUUCCUCGGUGGCCAAAGGCAGAAGGAAAAUGUCCAGAUGAAUUGCACCUUCGUCGAACAGGCCCUGGAGGCUAUACGAACCCGCUUCUCGGCCAGGGUUGCAUUGCACGAGCAAAUCCUUGCAUUAGAGCAAGGCACAGUGCCAGUGCCAUCCUCCCUCGCAUCUAACUUCCCGGUCAAAGUGGUGUCAACACUCAAGCAAUGGGUCCAGUCGACCGACGAAGAAGUUGCUCAGAGUCAUCCUGGCUAUAAGGAGGUUGAAGAACUAGGCAUUCUCGAAGAGGGACACUUUGCCUUCACAGCACUCAUACAGAGGGGCUCAGCUCAAAUGCGGGCACAUGUCCUUGUUGCUGGAACGUACCCAAAGGUUCCUCCGCUGUUCCUCUUGGCCCUGCACUGGAGGGAAAAGCGGACUAGUAGAGACGAUGACGCCCUGAAGGAACUCGAACGGGAAGUGAACCUCGAAUGGGGGAACACGGACUCUGUUCUCAGCAUUCAGAUGCAGCAACUUCUAGUCGGGUUGGACGUACUGCUGGAGGCCUCUGCGGACUGUUCUCUGCACUGCCCGCGGGAAUUUGCUCACGACAAGGUGUUGGCACAUCCCGUAAGAGGCCGUAGCAGGAGCCACCCCUACAAGUUCUUGUCUCACUUGGGUCUCUUCACGCAUCGCCUCUAGACAAUGCAGUGCUCCACCGGAUCAUGCAUAUCCCCUUCAUGCACCACGACUCAUGUUUUUCCUGAAAACGCUGCGGGUGAGGAGGAAGAGACCGUGGCUGCACUGCGUAAACCUCGGCAAAUACCUCACGCAUCGGGCAGUCCCGCCAUCUACAAUUUCAUUCAUGCGCUGCUCUUCUCCAUUUCUGAAAUGUGAAAGUCUUCGUGCGUACCACCUGUCAUCAGAAUUGAAUUGAAUUGAAUUGAA
Messenger RNA from Ornithodoros turicata, 2369 nucleotides. RefSeq names its product THO complex subunit 5 homolog B-like (gene thoc5). NCBI's taxonomy places the organism in Eukaryota, Metazoa, Arthropoda, Arachnida, Ixodida, Argasidae. The coding region runs from base 165 to 2123 and encodes 652 amino acids. Gene Ontology annotation, molecular function: mRNA binding. The transcript has 16 exons. Gene Ontology annotation, biological process: positive regulation of DNA-templated transcription, elongation; mRNA export from nucleus. Gene Ontology annotation, cellular component: THO complex part of transcription export complex. The record is from RefSeq and is a predicted model, not a curated record.